Parnassius apollo (apollo) is the source of this 372-nucleotide messenger RNA. The record is from the annotation of a GenBank genome assembly. NCBI's taxonomy places the organism in Eukaryota, Metazoa, Arthropoda, Insecta, Lepidoptera, Papilionidae.
AUGGUAUAUCCUAGAAAAAGAAUGGAUCCGCAACUUAUGAUUAAUGCUGCCCCCGGAGCUUGGGGAGUUUGCAGUGAUUCGGGCUGGAUGACUUCAGAACUUUUCCUAGAUUGGUUUAAAAAGUUCGUCGAAUUUAGCGGAGCAACACCUGAGCGUCCUGUUUUGUUAUUAUUGGAUGGACAUAGUACUCAUACGAAGAACAUUGAUCUCAUAAAUGAAGCACGCACUCACGGCGUUAUCAUUUUAUGUUUCCCACCACAUACAACUCACCGUCUUCAGGUUGCAGACGUUGCUUACAUGAGACCGUUAAGUACCUACUACGAUCAUCAAAUCAUGGCGUGGCAUCGCAGCACCCCAGGGAUGACCAAGUAG